AUGGUGUUCUAUCAACCAGGGAACACGGAUCAUAACCUCCCACGAGAUCCCUUCAAGGCAUGCGUGGUUCCCAGGCCCAUCGGCUGGAUUAGCACGGUAUCGCCACCAAAUGCACCAUCUCAGGAAAAUGGCACCACCACCACCAUCAAUGGAUCAGCGGCGCCCGCCCAUAACCUGGCACCAUACAGCCAAUUCAACAACCUGACCUUCGAUCCACCGUAUGUGAUGUUUUCCGCAAAUCAGACAGGGUUUGGUGAGCGAAAGGACACGACUCGCAAUGCCGAGGCAACCGGUGUCUUCUGCUGGCAACUCGCGACUUGGGAUCUGCGAGAAGCCGUCAACAAGUCCGCCGAGGCGGUUCCCUACGGCGUGGACGAGUUCGAGAGAGCCGGGCUCGAGAAAACGUGGUCUGAAGUGUUGAAGACCCCGGUCCCGAUGGUGAAGCAAAGCCCGGUUAGGUUCGAGUGCGAAUACUACACGACUCUAAGGCUUCCGGGAAAUCCUCCCAUGGGAACUGUCGAUGUGGUGGUGGGGAAAGUGGUGGGAAUCCAUAUUAGUGAAGAUGUUUUGACGGAUGGCAAGAUCGACAUCAGGAAAACCCAACCCAUUGCUCGCUGCGGGUACUACGAAUAUACUGUCGUCCGCGAAACAUUUGAAAUGAUUGUACCCGGUGACCCUGACAUUUUGUUUGGCCUCGAGGGGAACGUCGCAAAACACAAAGCACAUCGGGAAGCAGCUGAAAAGACAGCACUGGAGGGCACCGGUCCACCUUAG
This is a messenger RNA of Exophiala aquamarina CBS 119918, 774 nucleotides long. RefSeq lists its product as uncharacterized. NCBI's taxonomy places the organism in Eukaryota, Fungi, Ascomycota, Eurotiomycetes, Chaetothyriales, Herpotrichiellaceae. The coding region runs from base 1 to 774 and encodes 257 amino acids. The record is from RefSeq and is a predicted model, not a curated record. Gene Ontology annotation, molecular function: FMN binding. The transcript is spliced from 2 exons.